AACCCUGCCUGUCACAUUUUUUGCAUGAGUAGCUCGUAAAAGUGCUCCAGUUGUGGAUCUCUCUCCCUCUCUCUCUUUCUCCUUCUCUCUGGAGGUGGGGGCAGAGAGGUAUUAGCCGUGCGCCGCAGACAUCAUUAGGAGGGGAGACGCUUUUCCACCGUCAGCGCCGGAGCGCGGAGCAGAGCAGGGGAGCCCUGGCAACAAAAAGACACACUAACCCAGCAGCCCGUUACACCCCACGGGAAUGUUGGCUGUAGCAACAGACGGACAAACUUAAAAGGACAGAAAGACUUUUGAGUUUUUUCUCCUCCACUCCUGGAGAGAUUCAGCCUUUCAUAUCAGUCAACGUAAAGCUCCUGGUAAUCGUCCGCUCCCAGCUGAGCCGGACGCUCCACAUUCUUGGCCCACGUAGCUUUGACUCCUCUGCUCAGGUUUCCUCUCAGUGUGGGAAGACUUUCUUUUGGAGGGAAAUGAUUCCACAUGAAGUACAACACACUCGGCCCCCCAUCAUCCUCUGCAGCAGCAGCAGGCAUAAUAUUGUGACGCUCUGCCCUACCAGACUAGGCUCUCCCCUCAGCCACUAAAGGUUCCUGGACAGAUCAGGCCGCCCCACUCCUCCCAUUAACUACCCACCCAUAUCUUCUUUUCAAACCCUCACCUGUCAGUUUUGAACAUUUUUUUUAUUCAAGUGAAAUGGAAAUUGACAUUGAUUAAUAAUCUGAAAAAAGAAUUAAGCAUUAAAAGUAAAAAAAAAAGAUCUAAGGAAAGUGAACAGGACGGUCAGAGUUCAAGUGAAAAAAAACAACAAAAGAAAAGGGUAUUGGAGCACAGCUAGAGAGAGGAUAAAGCAAGUGUAGUUGGGAGACUUGAGGUAAAAUUGAACAUGAAGUCCAACCAGGAGCGCAGCAAUGAAUGUCUGCCACCCAAAAAGAGGGGCACGUCCAGCACGUUACCACCUGAGAGUCGCUCUCCUGCUAUACCACCUGUUAGCGACAGGUCUGAGAACUCUGCCUGCUAUGUCUCUGUUGCUGGUGGAAAUGAAAGCAGUACUGGUGCACAUCAUAGCUCUAAUAAAACGGAUGGGCCCCUGUAUAAAUCCCCCUCCACCUUAUCAGACUCUUCCUCCUCCUCUUCGUCUUUGAGGCUAGUAUCAUCUCUUCCCACGGUGUAUACAUCCCCCCUAUCGCAGUCCACAAUAGGAGGAACAGUCCAUUACGCACAACUGCCUCCCAAUAUGCAGUUCAUCGCCUCAUCCUACACUACUCCAUAUACGAGCUAUAUUUCCCCUCAGAUACUCCCCCCUCCUCCUCCCCCUCCCCCCUCCUCUUCAGCCACACAGAGACACUCAUACACAGAGACGUUACCUGCUCCAUCGCUGGCCUCCAAACAGGACCAUCGAGCAUCCGCUGGGCGAACCUCCAUGCCUCCUCCUUCUACGGACCCUUAUCCCCACCAUAUUCAGAUGUCAACAUCUCCAAGGACUGUGUCUUCGCCUCAUCACCAAGGAGGAACUCAUCUACCUUCCCAGUCCAUUCAUCCCCACAAAUAUAACGAUGGGUACAGCAGAAAGGAGGAAGGUACCAGACCCAGAGAGCUCCACAACGGUGAGCUGGAGAGGGGUAGGAGGUUUGGACACUCAUCAGAGUCUGGCCUCUCGAAGUUGGGAGUAAAAUUAAGGGAGGAGAGGUCCUCCUUGUCUUCCUUCGAGGCCCGUCAUCUGGUUCUGCCAUCAGAGUACUCUACUCAUGAUCACUUAGGCUUGAGAACCUCUGUCAUGUUAAUGCCUAAUAGCCAUGGGGACCACCAGCUGGUACCACCCAGAGGCAGCUCUGAGAAGCUGAAAGCUUCUUCCCCUGCACACCUGGAGCGAGGCAGCAUGGGUAAGCCUGUCAGUCGCCCGCCCUCCUCAUCCAACAGCACCUGCUCUUUCACUUUUCCACCUACACAUAGUGCAGACAGCCUGAAAGCAGCUGUUAGCACGCUGCCACCCCAGACUGUUAUUCAGACCACCCACAACACCUCAGAGCCACUGUCAUUGGGACUCCCUUCGACAAGCAUCUACCCACAGCAACCUCUAAUUGGUUACCUUACAGGGGGCAGUGGGAGCAGCUACCACACCGGCCUACAGCAACAUUUGCUCAUUCCAGGCAGUCAACCAGUCAUCAUCCCAGUUAGUGGCGGUGGCGUCCCCACACUGGAGCCUGUAACCUCUCACAUUACAUCAUCAACCCAAGCGGCACCUUUUCCAGCUACACUCCCACACACAUACAUCGCUGCCACUGCCCCAAAAGGAGAAACUCUGGAAACCCAAAGUGGCUCCUUCCAUGUUGCUGUCCCAGGCGCAGUGGUUCAAGCCCAGCUCCAUCUCCCCAUCGUCUCUGCUCCUCCAGGGCUAGUUGCAGCUUCCACUCCUCCAACCCAUUCAAGUACAGCAGGGCCUCCCUCACUCCCACCAUAUUUUAUCAAGGGUUCCAUCAUCCAACUGGCAGACGGCGAGCUGAAGCGCGUGGAGGACCUGAAGACAGAGGACUUCAUCCAGAGCGCAGAGAUCAGCAGUGAGCUGAAGAUUGAUUCAUCCACAGUGGAGCGCAUUGAAGGCAGCCACACCUCACCUAACUUUGCUGUUGUUCAGUUCUCCGUUGGGGAACAUCGUACACAGGUCAGUGUGGAGGUGUUGCUUGAGUAUCCCUUCUUCGUGUUUGGCCAAGGAUGGUCAUCAUGUUGUCCAGACCGGACCACUCAGCUUCUGGAGCUGCCUUGUACAAAGCUUUCUGUAGGUGAUGUUUGUAUCUCACUUACUCUCAAGAACAUGAAGAAUGGAUCUCUGAAGAAGACGCAAUCUCCAGAACGAGGCAACAACGCUUCAGUCGCUCACUCCAGCCACGCUAAAACCGCCAGAGCCAUCUCAGAAGCAUCCCAGAGCUGCAGUGUGGGAAAUCCCAGGCCCAGAGAACGCGAGAACGGGAUCCGCCAGCAGGGAAGCACUGAAAGCAGGAAUGGGAGUGGAGAGGACAGCAGAGUAGAAAACGGAGAUCUUACGUUUGUGGAAAGAGCUCAGGUUGCCGGAAACAAAGACAUCAGCUCCAGUAAGCCGCCAGGGAGCAGGAAGCGAAGGUGGUCUGCACCUGAAGGUCGAAAAGUAGAAAAAUCAGAGGAGGAGCCCCCUUUGACCUUGCCCAAACCUUCCUUCAUUCCUCACGAGUUAAAAGUCAGCAUUGAGGGAAGGUCAAAUAUUGGGAAGUGAAAAGAGAGCAGGACUGUUAAAACACUUGGGAUUACAAAAUAAACAAAAAGAAAAAAA
Messenger RNA from Cyprinodon tularosa, 3301 nucleotides. It is a transcript of the gene atxn1a, whose product is annotated as ataxin 1a. The record is from RefSeq and is a predicted model, not a curated record. Gene Ontology annotation, cellular component: nucleus. NCBI's taxonomy places the organism in Eukaryota, Metazoa, Chordata, Actinopteri, Cyprinodontiformes, Cyprinodontidae. Gene Ontology annotation, molecular function: protein binding; RNA binding. Gene Ontology annotation, biological process: nervous system development; negative regulation of transcription by RNA polymerase II.